AUAGUGAUUCUCACAUAGACAAUCAACGAGAUCAUCAUUUAUCAUCAUCAGCUCACUCUCACUCUCGACAAUUCAACUAUCAUCAUUUUAUACUUUCUCUCUCUCUCUCAUCAUCAUCAUCAUCAUCAUCUUUCUGUCUCACAAAGAAAGAUCUAUGAUGAUGCUAUGAUUGUCUCAAUAGAAAGAUGGUUUUAUUUUUUAAUCUGUUAACUUCUUUAACAGUUGAAUUAAUUAUUUUUCUAACAAUUAACCAGUUACCUGUUUCCAUCUCAGCUCCAUCUCAUCAUCAUCAAAGUUCAAUACAAAAUGGAACCAAAGAACAAAAUUCAACCUACUCAUCUACAUCCUUCUCAUCAUCAUCAUCAUCAUCAUCGACGUUGUCUUCAUCUUCAUCUUCAUCACCCUCAUUAUUAUUAUCACCAUCAACGAAAGUUGAAUUCACUCAUAAACAUGAGCGUUUCCCUCGUGCAGCAACCGCUCGACCUGAGCGUCUCUGGGACUAUGGAGUUAUCCCUUAUGAAAUCGAGGCCAACUUUUCCGGUGAACAUAAAGCGCUCUUCAAACAGGCCAUGAGACACUGGGAAAACUUUACAUGUAUUCAAUUUGUUGAACGAACCCUCGAACAUCCUAAUUAUAUUGUUUUCACUGAACGUCCCUGUGGUUGCUGCUCUUUUGUAGGUAAACGUGGUAAUGGACCUCAGGCCAUUUCGUUAGGUAAAAAUUGUGACAAAUUUGGUAUCGUUGUCCACGAAUUGGGCCAUGUUGUCGGAUUUUGGCAUGAACACACUCGACCUGAUAGAGAUAAACACGUUGAGAUAGUCAACAAUAACAUCAUGUCAGGUCAAGAAUAUAAUUUCAACAAAUUGUCCGAUGAGGAAGUUAAUUCACUUGGAUUAACUUACGAUUUUGAUUCCAUUAUGCAUUAUGCUCGUAAUACUUUUUCAAAGUCCACUUAUUUGGACACAAUUCUACCCCAAGAAGAUAUAAUCCAUAAAACUCGACCCGAAAUCGGCCAAAGAAUCCGAUUAUCUAAAGGUGAUAUCUCACAGACCAAUUUACUUUACCGAUGUCCAAAAUGUGGUCGAACCCUUCAAGAACCAAGUGAUACUUUUUGGUCACCUUAUUGGCCUAAUGGGUCAACUCAGGGUGAAAGUGAACAUUGUGAAUGGCGAAUCACGGCAACUCAUGGUGAACGAAUUCAACUUAACAUUACCGAAUUGGACAUUUACACAUUGUCCGAGUUGAAUACUAAUCAUAAUAAUAACGAUGAUAAUUCGGGUGAUGAAAAUGAUGAUAAUAAUUCAAACAACUCGAACAGUAAUAAUGGUGAAUGUUUAGAUAAUUAUAUUGAAAUUCGUGACGGAUAUUGGCCGAAAUCACCUUCGCUUGGACGUUUCUGUGGUAAUAAAAGUCCAGAGAUAAUUAUGUCAACUGGUUAUCGACUAUUGGUAACACUUAAAACAACAAUUAAACAAAUUGGACACAAAGGAUUCAAAGCUCAUUAUGAAGCAAUUUGUGGUGGUGAUAUUAUCUCCGAGGAAGGAACUCUUCAAAGUCCUAAUUACCCUGAAGAUUAUCGACCUAACAAAGAAUGUAUUUGGAAAAUUCAAGUUCCAGAAAAGUAUCAAGUUGCCCUGAAAUUUUCUUCAUUUGAAAUUGAAUCUCAUGAUAAUUGUGUCUACGAUUAUUUAGAGGUUCGUGAUGGUCAUUCGCUGUCCAGCUCAACGCUUCUGGGUAAAUAUUGUGGCCACAAAAUACCAGCUGAUAUCCGUUCAACGGCCAAUAAACUUUUAAUCAAAUUUGUCUCCGAUUCUUCCGUCCAAAAAGCCGGGUUUUCGGCCAAUUUUAUCAAAGAGUUCGAUGAAUGUUCAAGUGGCUCUCAUGGAUGUGAUCAUGUUUGUGUUAAUACAUUGGGUGGUUAUCGGUGUGAAUGUCGAAUCGGCUAUGAGCUACAUUCGGAUGGUAAAAAGUGUGAAAAUGCCUGCGGCGGAUUAAUUGAAAUCUCUAAUGGUACAUUGGUCAGUCCCUCGUUCCCUGAUCUUUAUCCGCCCAAUAAAAAUUGUAUUUGGGAAAUAAUUGCACCGCCACAAUAUCGGAUUACCCUUAAUUUUACUCAUUUUGACCUUGAGGGGAACAAUCAAGAUUGUGAAUACGAUAGCGUCGAGGUUAAAAGUGUCAAGAGCGAUAAUCCCGAUUAUUAUAAACACGGUGUUUUCUGUGGACCAACAAACCCGCCGACAAUCACAUCGAUUGGUAACAGUUUACGAAUUGAAUUUAACACCGACAAUAAUGUCCAAAAAAGCGGAUUCUCAGCGUCUUUUUUCACAGAUAAAGAUGAAUGUGUAAUCAACAAUGGUGGAUGUCAACAUAUCUGUACAAAUACCAUAGGCUCUUAUAAGUGUUCCUGUCAUAAUGGUUUCGUCCUCCAUGAUAAUCGACAUGAUUGUAAAGAGGGAAGUUGUACCCAUUCAAUUGUUUCACCUUUCGGUUUGAUAAGUUCACCAAAUUAUCCUGAACUUUAUCCUAAUCGUAAAGAUUGUGCCUGGUUGUUUACAACUACUCCAGGUCAUCGGAUUAAACUUGUUUUCGAAGAUUUUGAACUUGAAACUCAUCCCGAAUGUGCUUAUGACCAUUUAACUGCCUACGAUGGAUCAACACUCGAAAAUACCACUUUGGGAAAGUUUUGUGGGUCCAAAUUGCCCCACCCGUUGCUCGCAUCGUCAAACAAACUCUACAUGAUUUUCAAAUCAGAUCCAUCAGUCCAAAGGAAAGGAUUCAAAGCGACACAUACAACAGUUUGUGGUGGACGAUUAAUGGCCUCAGCAACCGUUGAACAUUUGUAUUCCCAUGCUAAAUAUGGCGAUUCUAAUUACGAUAAGAAAGAAGAUUGUGAUUGGAUAAUUGAAGCUCCUAAUAGUUAUCGAGUUCGACUUCGUUUUCUUACCUUUGAGAUCGAAGCGGAAAACGAUUGUAGCUACGAUUAUGUUGAAAUUUUCGAUGGUUACGAUACAACUUCUCGUCUAAUUGGACGAUACUGUGGUAAUAAUUUACCACCGGAGAUUCUGGGAUCAAGUGAAUUCAUCUUGUUAAGAUUUCAUUCGGAUGAUACUUUACAUUACAAAGGAUUUUCAAUUGCUUUUUAUGCUUUGGAUGCUAACGAGGAUGGUCAGUUCAUCGAGGAAUCAUCAUCUUUGUCCAUCACAAAAACAAAACUAUAACAAUUAAAUAUAUCAUCAAUUGCAUGUGGUUAAAUUUACAUUGUAUUACAUAAAUAUGUUUUCUUUAGUUUGAUUUGAUUCAAUUAAAUCUUUUGAUUUCAAAAUGAUGA
Molecule: messenger RNA, 3328 nt
Organism: Panonychus citri (citrus red mite)
Lineage: Eukaryota; Metazoa; Arthropoda; Arachnida; Trombidiformes; Tetranychidae
Product: tolloid-like protein 1
Exons: 6
Coding region: 186-3218 (1010 amino acids)
Biological process (GO): proteolysis
Molecular function (GO): metalloendopeptidase activity; zinc ion binding; serine-type endopeptidase activity
Source: RefSeq, a predicted model, not a curated record